UUUGCCUAGACUGGAUACAGUUUGUGUCAGAAUUGACAAGAAUGGACUUUUCGUAGGUUAGGAGAAGUCACACAGGUUACGAUAAUCAAUGUCACAGGUUAGGAUAAUUAGGUCAAGGUUAGGUUAAAAUAAAUCUACUUUUGACGUAUAUUUGACAUAAACUGCAUCCCAUCUAGCGAUGAGCAAUACUGUGGUACUGAAACGUCCAGCUGCACAGAUCAGGAACAAGGAAGACACAUCGCUACUAGAUACCAUGCAUAUUUGAAGUGUGCCUGUACUAUCGGCAGGGAUCAGAUAGAAAGGUUGAACAAGUUACGGACCUCACGCUGCUUCAGAACGCAAGCUUGGUCUCGAACAGUAAAGCCGGUGGCGCGAUCUGUCGCGAUGUUGUAAACCAUGGACAGCAGAAUAAACGAGAUUCCCGAAAGGACGUUUGAUUUGGUACUACAGAUUGCAUGCCCAACAUCUGAAAAUGAAGAUCCUGCCGUGCUGUGGAGCUUCCCCCAGGACUACACAGACCAGGAGUUUCUCCAGACGAUACCCAAGUUCUGCUUCCCCUUCGAUGUGGAGAGGGUUUCGCAGAGUCAGGUGGGCCAGAACUUUACCUUUGUGCUGACGGACAUCGAGAGCAAGCAGAGGUUUGGCUUCUGCAGACUCACUUCCGGCUGCCGUGUCUGCAUCUGUCUGCUCAGUUAUCUCCCCUGGUUUGAGAUCUACUACAAGUUCCUGAACACACUAGCAGAUCACCUAACCAAAAACCAGGAGAAUGAGCUGAAUGACAUGCUGAACUCACUGUACAGUCUGCCGGUGCCAAAGCCCUUCACCCCAGUCAACCUGAGUGUGCACUCCUACUUCAUAGCCCCAGAUAUCAACGGCUUGCCCACAAUCCCCGAGAGUAGGAACCUGACAGAGUAUUUUGUGGCGGUGGACGUCAACAAUAUGCUGCAUCUGUACGCCAGCAUGCUGCACGAAAGACGCAUCAUCAUUACCUCAAGCAAGCUUAGCACUUUAACUGCGUGUGUCCACGGCUCUGCUGCCAUGUUGUUCCCCAUGAACUGGCAACACAUUUACAUCCCUGUACUGCCUCCACAUCUACUGGACUACUGCUGUGCCCCCAUGCCAUACCUUGUGGGAGUUCAUCUCAGUCUGCUAGAGAGAGUGCGCAGCAGGUCACUGGAGGAUGUAGUGAUUCUGAAUGUGGACACCAACACACUGGAGAGCCCCCAGGAUGACCUGCAGAACCUGCCCAGCGACGUGGUCCACUCUCUGAAGAGUAAGCUAAAGAAGCAGUCGACAUCAACAGGAAGCGGAGUUGCAAGGGCCUUCCUCCGGGCUCAGGCUGCUCUGUUUGGAUCCUACCGAGAUGCCCUCCGAUACAAACCUGGGGAACCAGUCACGUUCUGCGAGGAGAGCUUUGUGGCUCACCGCUCCAGCACCAUGAGAAACUUCUUGGAGAUGGCGGUCAACCUGCAGCUCUUCAAACAGUUUAUUGACGGCCGGCUGGCCAAGCUGAAUGCAGGCCGAGGCUUCACUGACCUGUUCGAAGAGGAGAUCAGUGAGGGAGGCUUCUGUGGAAGUAAUUCCAGAUCUUAUCAACAGUGGGUGCACACCGUCAAGAGAGGCGGCGUGCUGAUCAACACUGCAAUGACUAAGGCAAGUCCAGCUGUGAAAACGGCCUACAGAUAUGCAAGUCUGGAUCAGUAAAAUAUUCCCAAUCAGACCUGGGUCAAAUACGUCCAAUAUGUUCAAAUACUAGAGCUUCUCUUGAUUUAGUUUGGAACCAGUGGAAUAGUACCACAAGUGCAAACUCCAAGCUAAAUCAAGCACACCUCAAAUACUUUCAUAUUGGACACACACAACAUGAAAACAUAACCUUAAAAUGUGUAUUAAGUCAUACAGGUUCUCACUCUGAAUAUCCGAAAGGUUGUAGUUAGCUGGUAAAUGUCAUUGUUCUACUAGGACUGUGUAUGUAUAUGCAUGCGUGUGAUGCCCUUUCCAACUUUAGUCUUUGUCCAU
This is a messenger RNA of Salvelinus namaycush (lake trout), 2016 nucleotides long. RefSeq names its product DENN/MADD domain containing 1B (gene dennd1b). Gene Ontology annotation, molecular function: phosphatidylinositol phosphate binding; guanyl-nucleotide exchange factor activity. The transcript has 17 exons. Gene Ontology annotation, cellular component: intracellular membrane-bounded organelle; nuclear speck; cytosol. NCBI's taxonomy places the organism in Eukaryota, Metazoa, Chordata, Actinopteri, Salmoniformes, Salmonidae. Gene Ontology annotation, biological process: endocytic recycling; endocytosis. Bases 397 to 1704 code for a protein of 435 amino acids. The record is from RefSeq and is a predicted model, not a curated record.